This is a messenger RNA of Dreissena polymorpha, 2195 nucleotides long. RefSeq names its product E3 ISG15--protein ligase HERC5-like. The record is from RefSeq and is a predicted model, not a curated record. The transcript is spliced from 9 exons. Gene Ontology annotation, molecular function: ubiquitin-protein transferase activity. Lineage: Eukaryota; Metazoa; Mollusca; Bivalvia; Myida; Dreissenidae. Bases 1100 to 2185 code for a protein of 361 amino acids.
AAUCAUUACAUUUUCGGUUUAAUAUUGUCUGAAAAAUAUUAAAUUUGACUAACAGACCGUGACCAAUUUUAUUUUGUAAAUAGUUUAGUUGCAUGUACAUAUGAUAACUCAGUUUUCUAGCAGUAAGUUUUUGCAGUCUGUGGAUCAAUAGCUUUCAAGCAAUACAUAACCUUUUUAAUUACAGGAUAUGAUGAGUUGAUCGAAAAGAGGUGCCUUGAAAUGCUUGCUGUGUCACCAACAGAACAAAUGGAUUACCAUUACAGUUUGACAAUUUUAUUAUGGGAUCAUGUCAGAGACUACACAGACUGUUACAGACAACGCCACAGAGCAAGUCCGGGGUGUCCUAACAGAUACAGCAGCCGCCGAUCUGUUCAGAAGACACCUGAGUACCGCCUUGAGUAAGGGGUCUGACUUCAGCCGUCAUACCUUGGUUCAGCAUGGACAAGAGCUGAUAUCUGCGCUUCCCACCCUAGCGAGACCUCGAAGAUAUGUGACACCUGCGCGACCAAGGAGGGCCCCGAUCCGCCGACAACCCACAGGUGACAGACGAUGAUCCACCAUUGUAAGGUUCAAGGCCUGUGCGCUCGACCACCCGCUCUACACAUCAACAGCAACAGUGAAUCACACAGAGUUGUUAACCAAAGGUCUGGGUAGGCGACCAGACACCACCUUCUCCCUUCCGUCUACUGGGACACAGUCUGACCUGAGAAACAAGAUCAUUGAGUUGUAUCCUAAUCUCCACACUAUACCUUUUGAGCUGAUGGUGGGUCAGGCAAGAUGCAAGUUGGAGUUGAUUCCAAGGGAAAAGUCUCUUCAAGAGCUGAAAGCAGAUACCAAAUCGUGUGGCUUUGUGAGACUCUGGGUCCUACCAGACUACCAUAUUGGUCCCCAGAUAACUGCUCCUACAUCAUCCGCCUCAAUGCCAACCGUGACGCUUACACAAGCCAUCCUGUCAACACCAGCAGUCAGGACUACGCCAGCCAUCCCGUCAACGCCAGCCAUCAUGACUACGCUAGACAUCCCAUCAAUGCCAGCUGUCACGACUAUGCCAGACAUUCCGUCAACACCAGCCGACACGACUUCGCAAGCAAUCCCGUAAAUGCCAGCAAUCAUGUCAACGCCAGCCAUCCUGUCAACGCCAGCCCUCACGACUACACCAGCUGUUGAGAUUGACUAUGAUUUACAGAUUGACGUUCAAGAAAUUCAGAAUGCACAGAGUGAUUCCCUAUAUGAGCCAGCUGGGACACCCACGGUUCUCUUUCGACGUCAACAGACUGUCUUUGACAUAGCAAGAGACAUGGACCAGCCUGAUGACCAGACAGCCAACCAGUCAUCAGCCGUUCUGAAUGAGUUCAUCCCUGCUGUUCAAACAGCACAAGCCAUUCUACCUAGCCGUAUAACAGAUACUGCCAGAGAGCGGCUCCAACAACUAGCCAGUACGUGCAUCACCGGUCCCAUUACAGACCCUAUGCUCCUGGAGGUGAGACGAAACCAUGUCAUGAAAGACGCCCUAGGCACCAUACGGUACUCACAAGAUGACCUCAGCAGCAAACUCCAGAUCAAGUUCAUCGGUGAGGCGGGUGUUGAUCUCGGUGGUCUCCGUCGCGAAUUCUUUUCCCUCCUUGUAUACCAGUUCAGCCAUUCAGCGCUGACAUCAGGUUCUCCUGGGCGCCUCACAUUCAGGAAGAACUAUGUGGAGCGUGAGAAAAACACCUUUUUCUACCUUGGCCAGCUGUUGGCUCUGUCCAUUCUCCAAGAUGGUCCAGGUCUGCCUGUGUUUGCUGACUUUGUGGUCAAGAAGAUCCUCGACAUCAGAACCAAUGGUGUGAAUCCAAAUGACCUCAAUCCAGAGAUGGUAGCAACACUUGAAAAGAUGACACAUGCCUCAUCAGACAGAGAGUUACAAAAGCUGUAUUUCAGCAUUUACGACCAGCGAGAGGCAGCAGGCUUCAUCCUCCCGUGUAACUCAUUAAAAAAAGACCACAUCCCCUUCCUGCAGUCCGCCCUUGUGAGCAACAUGGUCCUGGAUUGCAGCGAUGAACUGGACCAGUUCAUUGAAGGUCUACGAACUCACAAUGUGCUGACAUUGGUGAGGGAGGAGAAGCUGUGCUGUCUCUUCAGCGGUGGGAAACCUCCAGUCACCGCUGCUGAUGUAAGAGGUCUGCUUAACUUCAAGUACCGUUAGGAUAUCAACC